GAGGUAGAGAGAGAGAGAGAGAGUGAUCAAGCAAAAGUUAUUUCUGUUUCUUCCCUUCUUCAAACAAAAAAAAAAAAAACGGAAAGAUCAAAAGCAAGGAUCACUCUUCCCUCUUCCAUCUCUAACCAAAAUUCUCUCUCACAAAUGCUCUAUUUCUCUCUCUUCUAUACUAGAUCUGUACAAAUUCCCCAACAAUUUUCCCAUUUAAUUUUCAUUUCCCAGAAGAUAAGAAAACCCUAGUCUUUUUUCUUUCGAGCUCUGUCCCUCUCUCUCUCUCUGUAUGAUACCCCUGAACUCUCAGAUUUUUCUUCUCACAGGUUUAGUUUCGUAGUAUUCACUGUACAUUCUUUCCGUAGAUUAGAAAAAUAGAAAUUCGUGGGUUUUAGUUUUUAGGGUUUUGAAUCGGCGAAAAUGAACAACAAUAGAGCGAGGUAUCCACCUGGGAUUGGGAUUGGACGAGGAGGUUUGAAUCCGAACCCGAAUCCGAAUCCGAACCCGAACCAUCCGUUUCACCCUAGGCCCUCUUACCAGCACCACCAGCAACAGCACCACCAGCAACAGCACCAGCAACAGCACCAGCAACAGCAGCAGCAACAACAACAACAGCAACACUAUGUGCAGCGGCAUUUGGUGCAGCAACAGCAACAGUGGUUGAGAAGGGCGCAGUUGGGUGUUGCUGACACCAACGUUGUUGACGAGGUUGAGAAGACUGUGCAAUCCGAAGCCGUUGACACGAGUUCACAAGAUUGGAAGGCAAGACUAAAGAUUCCAGCACCCGAUACACGCUAUAGGACAGAGGAUGUUACAGCAACUAAAGGAAAUGAAUUUGAGGAUUACUUUUUGAAGCGUGAGCUGCUCAUGGGAAUAUAUGAGAAGGGUUUUGAAAGGCCUUCUCCUAUCCAAGAAGAAAGCAUUCCAAUUGCUCUUACUGGUAGUGACAUUCUUGCUAGGGCUAAAAAUGGAACUGGCAAAACAGCUGCAUUUUGUAUUCCUGCAUUGGAAAAAAUUGAUCAGGAUAGUAAUGUUAUUCAAGUUGUUAUACUGGUCCCAACUCGAGAAUUGGCUUUGCAAACAUCUCAAGUGUGUAAAGAGCUUGGAAAACAUUUGAAAAUUCAAGUUAUGGUUACAACAGGUGGUACCAGCCUGAAAGAUGAUAUAAUGCGCUUAUAUCAACCAGUUCAUUUACUAGUUGGAACUCCAGGAAGAAUAUUAGAUCUUGCUAAGAAGGGUGUUUGUAUUCUGAAAGAUUGUUCUAUGCUUGUUAUGGAUGAGGCUGAUAAGCUUCUGUCUCCUGAGUUCCAACCUUCCAUACAGCAGCUGAUUCAUUUUCUUCCUACAAAUCGUCAAAUCCUGAUGUUUUCAGCAACAUUUCCUGUUACUGUAAAGGACUUCAAAGAUAGGUAUCUUCAUAAACCAUAUGUCAUCAACCUCAUGGAUGAGCUAACUCUGAAGGGUAUUACACAAUUUUAUGCAUUUGUGGAAGAGAGACAGAAAGUCCACUGCCUAAAUACUCUAUUUUCCAAGCUGCAAAUAAACCAGUCGAUCAUCUUCUGCAAUUCAGUGAAUCGGGUUGAACUACUUGCCAAGAAAAUCACAGAACUUGGGUAUUCAUGUUUCUAUAUUCAUGCAAAGAUGUUGCAAGACCAUCGUAAUAGAGUAUUUCAUGACUUCCGCAAUGGUGCAUGCCGAAAUCUUGUUUGUACUGAUCUUUUUACUAGGGGAAUAGACAUCCAAGCAGUUAAUGUUGUUAUUAAUUUUGAUUUUCCCAAGAACUCAGAAACUUAUUUGCACAGGGUUGGUCGUUCUGGGAGGUUUGGACACCUUGGUUUAGCAGUGAACUUGAUCACUUAUGAGGAUCGCUUUAAUUUAUAUAGGAUUGAACAAGAACUUGGCACUGAAAUAAAGCAAAUUCCACCAUUCAUUGAUCAGGCAAUUUAUUGCCGGUGACUGGUGGUAAAUACCAGGGUUGUGUUUACAACUGUGGCGAAUAGAAAUGGUUGAUGCAACUGUCACUCAAGCAAGGUGCAUAUGCCCUGGCAUGAGAAGAUGCACUAUGGAAAUGGGGUAUUGUUGGACCCUUGUUGAGUGUUUUUUCAUUAAUUUCUGGUUUUUAGAGCCCUGAAACAUUACUAGGACCUUCAGAAAGUUUAAUAUUGGCUUUUAACUGCCAGAUAAUAGCUGGGUCCAGUUUGGGUUUCCGUUGAUUACGUUUGCAGAUGUGUUUGUUACUACCUGUUAUUAGUACUAUGGUUUUUUAAUUGAAUGGUUUAGGGAUAAUAUACCUUUUUAUCAAUAUGUCGUUUCAUAUGCUAGUAUACUAUUUCGGUCUGUCAUUAUGGUUUCUCGUAUAGAUUAGACUCUUGUAGUAAUCUCAACAUGGUUCAUGGAGAUGCUGGUUUAUUGACUAUUUCUUUUGGCCAGGAUUUUGAUAUGACCAUUCCCAGUUGAAGGUGUUGAUUUUUUAUUUUAUUUGUUUUUGUUGGGGUGGGGGUUGGAUAGACUCAUUGUAAUCCACACCAUUUGUUGAGGAUAUGCUUGGUAGCUUCUGAUGUUCAUGGAUGUAUUUUCAUAGUAGCAGCGCUGGGAGAAUGCGGGACAUUUCCAAGGGUCAAUUCAUUACUUUUCACUUGGUUCCUUUUUAUAAAGGGAAAUCCUUUUUAGUUGGUUAACAAUUCAUCGCUAGCGUUGCAAA
Gastrolobium bilobum is the source of this 2692-nucleotide messenger RNA. Its product is annotated as DEAD-box ATP-dependent RNA helicase 8-like. The record is from RefSeq and is a predicted model, not a curated record. Lineage: Eukaryota; Viridiplantae; Streptophyta; Magnoliopsida; Fabales; Fabaceae. Gene Ontology annotation, molecular function: mRNA binding; RNA helicase activity; ATP binding. The transcript has 10 exons. Bases 412 to 1947 code for a protein of 511 amino acids. Gene Ontology annotation, cellular component: cytoplasmic stress granule; P-body. Gene Ontology annotation, biological process: P-body assembly; cytoplasmic stress granule assembly.